CCCCCACACACUAUCGAACAUGUUGGUCGAGCAGUUGGGAACCCAACGUCUUGUCGAACAUAUUCGAGAGUGUGUGGGCUCCAACCCAACAUGCGCGAUGGUUUUGUUGGGUUGGAUGCUGGGUACGACAGCACCACCCAACUCCAACCGCGCGCCUGUCAUGUUGGGCUGUGUGUGGGGGAACUGUCGAGCGGCUCGACUGGCUAGACCUCAGUUUCCCUAGUGCAGUGGCGUAGUACUAGAUUUGUUAUUUGUUUUUUCGGAGCGAGGCCAGUUUCAUAAUGUCGUUUAACGAUAAUAAACCAUUUUGGUGUGAGUUUAUUGAACUUUAUAGGGAGCAACGAGCUUUAUGGGACAUAAAAAGUAAAAAUUAUUCCAACAAAAAUAUCAGAAAAGAAGGAUAUUCCGUUCUCGUUGAAAAAUGCAAGGAAGUUAAUCCGGAUUGCGACGAGAAAUUUGUCAAAUCCAAAAUCGAAACCUUGAGGGCAUCGUUCCGAAGAGAGCUGAAAAAGGUUGAAAAAUCAAAGAUUACCGGAAGUGGUCAGGAUGAUGUGUAUGAACCAUCUCUUUGGUAUUUUGAUUUACUGCUUUUCAUAACAGACCAAGAGGUAGUCAGGAAAGGUGUAUCUUCGAUCGGCAAAAGAUCCAGAAGUAUUGCGUCCCUUGAAGAAGAUGAAGAAGGAGUGGACGACGUGGAAGCGGAAACGCAGGACGAAAUAACCAAAGCUCAAGAUGACGCAUCUACAGGGAUACACGCUGAUAUACGCCCAUCACCAUCAAGUACACCAGUAAGUCGCCCAUCAGUAUCAAGUAGGUCUAACCCAGGAUCAACUACUCGAACAAACCGAAAAAAGAUAUCUGAUUUUGAAAAGAAACAAGAACGAUUUUUGGAUACAGCUACGUCUGUCCUAUGUAAUCAGAAUAAGUUCCGGGCUUUUGGAAACAACGUGGGCUUCCAACUGGAAGAUAUGGACCGUCAACAACAAGUAAUUGCAGAAAAGCUUAUAUCUGAUGUUUUGUUCCACGGUAAGUUAGGCAGUUUGAAAGCAUCUGCGGCCAUAUUGACAGAACAACAGCCAACCCAACGGAAUAUACCAUCACUUAACCAUUUUAUGGACACUAAUCAAAACAACAAUCCAUAUCCGUAUAGGCCGGCUGACGCUGAAUAUUUCUUACAAGAUCAAAAUUAUCAACAUCAGACAUUCAGUUUUGACCCAUAUUAUGUGCAAAGCCAAAUCAACCCUACUCAACAUCAGGUACAACGACAACAUCUACAACAACAAGUACAGCAAAAACAUGUACAGCAACAAAAAGUAGAUAUUUCACCUCAAACUGUACGUUGUCCUAAGAAUUUUUCUUUACCAGAACCUGCUCAAAGUCAAACGACAGCAACUAAACCUACCGCAGGUCAAGCACUAGCGAUUCAAGAAAAAACUGCUCAACAAGAAGUUCGGAAUGAACUCAAACAGUAUUUGAAUCUACCCGGUGUCAGCGAGGACAAUGUAUAAUAAGUUGCUUUUUCAUCUUUGUUUGUUCGUUUUGUUUUUUACAUUG
Homalodisca vitripennis (glassy-winged sharpshooter) is the source of this 1554-nucleotide messenger RNA. RefSeq lists its product as uncharacterized. The transcript has 2 exons. The record is from RefSeq and is a predicted model, not a curated record. Lineage: Eukaryota; Metazoa; Arthropoda; Insecta; Hemiptera; Cicadellidae. Bases 282 to 1508 code for a protein of 408 amino acids.